AAAUUAUUAAUUUUUUUUUUCAGUUCGAGAUAUGAGACAACGGGUUGAGUUUCUCAGACUUCGACUUUACCCUUAUCCUUGGCCUUAUCUUCCUUCCUAUCCGUCCGUGUCUUGUCGACGACGACGACGACAACGACGUCCACUACAGGAAGAAUGCCCUACGCGACGCCUACGCUCUCCUCCCCAGUGUUGACCCACCAUUCUCAAGGUCGUCCUGGCCAUCGUCGCUCCUACUCCUCCUCUCCCUCCGUCAGCUUUUCCAAUGAACGCGGUCCAGGCGCAUUCGCUGGCCUGGGCACCCUUCCUCGUCGUCAAUCCCCUGGAAUCUCAAUAAACACGGCUCCCAAAUUCCAUCUCAACACCAGCAGCGGCUCAUCAAGCUCAGAUUCUGGCGACGAGGACGGCCAUCCUCCGCCUCUCAAACUUAAAAAACCCGUCAGCCCUUCCUUUGGCGGCGUACCCUUCCCCAAAAGCUCUCCUCUCAGCUCCCCCGUACCCGGUGACAACCACGACCGAGGUCUCUUGAGUCCCCUUUCUGGUCUCCAAACCCACAUCACCGGUUUCCAAUCUCCCUCCCCACGUGAUUCCCCUCUUGCAUCCCCUAAACCAAGUCCUCUCGCGAGCCAAACUCAUCUAGCUCCACCCCUCCUUCGACCUUCACCAUCGAGAACCACGAGCAGCCCGAUCCUGUUGUCCAAUGGGAAACCCCUCAAGAGUUCGUUGAAAAGCUCGUCCAGUACGAGUAACAUUCCUGUUCAUCAUCAACAUCACCCUCACCACCCACACUUACUACACCCCAACGGUAGUCAACCCACACAUCUCCACCACCACCACCACCUCCGAGCUCAAUCUGCCCCUAGUACACCCCGGGAAGAUACUAUCACCACCAUCACCACCACCCAACAGCAACCUGAACCCUCAAUCCCCAACCCACCAUCAACCCCAUCAUCCGCAUCCACAUCACUUACCAACUCACCCACUGCCACACCCAAAAACGUUCAUUUCCCAUCGUUACCCACGGAUUUAGAACACAUAAGAGUGUUUAACAAGUCUGCGAAGCCUAUUUCGUUCCUUCGUCGGUCUUCGGAUGCGUCGAGGGGACCGAACGGGCAAAUACAUGGUGUGGGCAAUCUUUCAGAGGUUGAGGGACCGGAAACGGAGACGGAGACGGAGACGGAUAGGGAUCAGGUGGGAGGGAGUGGGAAGGCUUGGGUGAAUGGGUAUAUCAGGGGGUGGGGUGUUGGAGGAGGGUCUGCUUCUGGGUCUGGUGCUGGUGAUCGUAUGGGAGCAGGAGCAGGAGGGAGUGCGAGUGCAUUCCCGUUUCCUAGGGUACCUAGUCCACCACGAGAAGAAGUGAGAGAGACGUUGGAGCUCGAGUUGAAAGAGGGAUAUACGGUCCCGUCGUCGAUGGGUGGUGGUACUCACCCGAAUGCGGUUGUGAUGUUGGAGAAUGUGGAGAUGAAGUCGAGGGAGUUGAAGUCACUCAAGUUGGAAUUGACGGUGUUGGUGAGGAAUGUGGCGUAUGAGAAGCAGGUUGUGUUUAGGUUUACGAUGGAUGAAUGGGCUACGACGUCUGAGGUGGGAGGUAAAUAUCUGCAGUCUGUUUAUUCGACUGGGGGUACUAGUCUUAGUCGGAGUCAGGCGAAGACGGUGGGUGAUGUGAUUGGAGCGUUGGGGGGUGGGGAAACGGGGCUUGCGCAUUCGAGAUGUGUUAGUGAGAGUGCUUUGGACACUCCGCCACCGUAUGACAGGUUCCUGAUAACGAUAUCUUUAUCCGACUAUUUACACCUCGAAAAUCGGGUGAUGUGGGGUGUGGUUAGGUAUACCUGUCCUGGGAAGGGAGAGUGGUGGGAUAAUAAUGGGGGAAAGAACUUUAGGAUUGGAUGGAAGAAGGUGAAGUUGCCGGUGCCUGUGACGCCGUCUACUUCUUCGAAUUCGACGACGGCGACGACGGCGCAGCAAACGGGGAGGGAACGCAAAGCGGGAGUUGGAGUGGGGAGAAGUCUAAGUGCACCUCCUGCACCUCCUGCUUCUGUUGUCACCACGACCGCCACUACCCCAACUACGAUGACGCCGCCGAAACCGGAUGUGGAUGUGGUGAAAGCGCAAGCGUUGCAACAACGGUUGAGUGGGUUUAGUUUGAGGAAUUAUGUGAGGCCUGGGACUGGGAGUUCACCUCCUUUGGGGAAGAAGGAAGGGAUUGGGUUGUAUUGGCCUUGGGGGUCGACUCAGGCUCGGGAUGUUCGUGCUGGAGUGAAAGUUGAGGAAAAAAGUGAUCGGAUUGCGUCGCCGUCGUCGUCGUCGUCUCCGGUUGUUACGCCUGGUGGAAGUGCGAGUGUUGAAGUGCUACCGCCGCCUUUGCCUCUGCCUCAGGGGACGGAUUAUUUCAGUCCUUCUGCCCCUAGUGUUACGGGACCUACUCCUACUCCUACCACGCCUUCGUCUUCUCGAACGUCUUCGAUGUCUUCGACUACAAGUGAUGUUCCGAGUUUGGUUCGUGGGUAUGAUGGUCUUCGGGAUGGGGAUGGCGUGGAGAGUAGUACGAGUUCGAGUUCGGAGAGUUUGGAUAGUUUGAUGUUUGGUGGUUCAUCACACUCGUUGACGAGUUUCAAACCCCAUACACGGUUGGUAUAUGGGUCUCCUGGUGAUAGUGUUGGGAUACAUGAUGCGGAUAUUGGGUCUGGGUAUCGGCCUGGUGGGUUUGGAAGGGGGAGUCAUGGUGGGCUGGGGGAGGAUACGGUGAAGGAAGAGGAGGAGGAGGAGGAGGAGGAAAAGAUGCAAAUGAAGACGGAGGCGAGGAAGGGGGCGGAGAGCUUGAUGCCACCGUCGAUAUCGAUAUCACCCCUCGCUUCUCCGUUAUCACCUCUUUCACCUGCAUCUCCUUCGUCGCCGUCGCUUUCGAGUGGGAGUGGGAGUGAGACGGAGAGACCGUUGUCGUCUUCGCCGGACGUUUCUUCUUCUUCUUCGCUUGAGAUGGGCAGUGAGAAUGGGGCAACAUCGGCGUUGGGAUCGACGUUGACGACGAUACCAGUACCAGCGACGACGGUGGUGGUUCCAUCGAAUGGGAAUGGGAAUGGAGAAUCGGAGAUGUUGUACAAGGCGUUUGUGAAGCAGUGGUGUUUUGUUGAGAGUCCGAGGGGUGGGACGCCUGUUAUGAGUCCUAAACCUAAUGGCGAUGUUGGUGCUGGUGUGUUGGGUGGGGAGGGGAUGAAAGUGAAAGUGUGAGGGGGGAGGGGUUAUGCUAUGAUGAUGAACGGAACGAUGAGGAAUGGGAUCUUACGAUUGCGGACAAUAGGCGAUACGAAUACGAACACGACACAGCACACAACACACAACACACUCCCUUUGUUUUCGUGCUUUUUGGGUAUCCUUUUUUAUUAUUACUAUACGAUUAUGUUGCUACUCACUCAUCCCCUCCACCACCUUCUCAUCUCUUGGCUACUCAUUCACCCCCACCCCCUGCGAAACGACUCGUUAGACACGGUUUUCCAAAAAAGAGUCGACGUAUACUUGUUUCCUUUUUUUGCUUGUCUAAUCUGUACGUUUAUAUGGUGUAUCUCUAUCUCAAGACUACUUUUCUUCAACUUCUUUUCUUUUUUUUUCGUUAUACGCACACACCCCACCAUCUCACCCCAUAUCUCACUCCACAUGUCACCCACUUUACCAUCAUGGACACGGUUUUUUUCAACGCAACAAAACGCAACGCACUUUGUCCUGAUCCCCAUACUUGUUUUUUUUUUUUUCUCCUUGCUUACUUACUUAACCCCCUCACCCCCUCGUCUAUGCAAUGCCAAAAAGAUUUUAUC
Molecule: messenger RNA, 3806 nt
Organism: Marasmius oreades (fairy-ring Marasmius)
Lineage: Eukaryota; Fungi; Basidiomycota; Agaricomycetes; Agaricales; Marasmiaceae
Exons: 4
Coding region: 154-3225 (1023 amino acids)
Biological process (GO): regulation of glycogen biosynthetic process
Cellular component (GO): protein phosphatase type 1 complex
Molecular function (GO): protein phosphatase 1 binding; glycogen binding
Source: RefSeq, a predicted model, not a curated record